GAACGGGCAUGUUCUAUAUUUGAGAAAGCAAAUGGAGCAAAUGCACUUCUCCAUAGCUAAGGCCUUUUACAAUAUGGGCAAGCUCAAUGAUAGAUACUUCGAAGCAACGGAAAAAAAUGCGUACGAAAAGUGACGUCUUGGAAACAGACCCUAAAAACAGCGGUUGACCGGCGUUAUGCCAUCAACCCAUCCAGCAUCGUUAUGACAUUGCUGAUACUAAUCAUAUGUAGGGUCACUAUCAUGACCACAAUAAACUAAAACAACGACAGUUGUCUUUUCAACCAGCCCAAAAGCCUUUAUUUUACUCCAUCUUAAACUCAUCAAUUAAUAGUUAUUUAUAUGCGAUUCGGUCGUGAUUUUCCGUGGCAUGUCCUCUAUAUACUACAGAAUGACGUAAUAAAGUGGUCAAAAUGUUGUUGACUCACGAGGAGCAGCGACAUCAGGAACGCAAAAAUGAAAACUCAAACAGCGCGCACAUGGCAAAAAUCUCAACGUUUUCGAAAUUAUUGGGCGUGCGCACGUUGUUUGACGUCAUUCCCCCCUAUUUCCCCACGGCUGAGAAAAUUCCAGACACGCGCGCGUUGUGGUAUAAAAAUGGUGUCAGUGAUAACCGGUUGUCAAUUCACCCAUUCCAAUGUUCUAACCGUACCUUAACCGCCUCAUGGUAAUUAGUCGGAAAUAUAUAUUCACCUCCCCGCCAAGCACCUUCGGGUUAGUUACGUUUGGGAAUAUUAUUUGGAAAUAAAAUUGAGCACUUGAGUAGUGAAUUACGAACAUGAUAUUUUCAUCCAACGGACGGUUUCAGCUUCAAUGCACAGUGCGCAUUGCUUGUUGGUUAUAGGUGGGAAAUUUGUCAGUACAGUGUUGUUGUUGCAUUGCUUGGACAUUUUGAAUGAAAAAGAGCGCGUGCGUUGAUAGCUGGUAGUCAUUGAAGGCUGGAAGAUAAAAGGAAGUCACUAUAUUGGUUUUCUUUAGUUUCUUUAGAAUACCAAUAUAGAAUACCAGUUUCACUACGCACAAAGCGACGUCUUGACAAUAAAGUGAUGGAAGCUGAACGCUCUGGAAAGGAGGUGGUCCUUCUUAAGAGAGAGAUGGUUUCGUUCCUUAAGUUCUACAAAGAAGUCAAACUCCCGUCGCUGAGAGAGGAACAGACGCGCUUACAGGACCUCAUGAAUGCAGGUGGAAAAUCGUCGCAUGAUGAAAAGGGAUGCCGGUACUUGUCUGCAGCUACGCACACCAUCUCAGCCAAACUUGCGCUAGUUACGAACGGUAUUGCGUUUGCUAUGAGGCAGCUUACUGCAGGAACCGGUGCCUUUGCCCCGAUACUAUCAACUGAUUUGGAAGAAUUCCGACAGUUCUUGGUGAUGUCUGAAGUUGAUGUGAGAGAGGGUGAAGAUGUAGAAGAUCAGCCAGACGAUGGCGACGAUACUGACGAGCCUGAGUCUUCUGCUAGUUCGACAAAUGUAGCGCUUGAAGCGCUUAGUUCUCUUUAUAACGGGGCCAACGCCACCUGUUUCUCCUGAUGCACCCACUGCGUCAGUGUGGAGAUGGAGUCUUCCACCAACACUCAGCCAGGGAACCUUCAACGGGCGUAAUGGCAGUAAUGUUUGUAGUGUCAUUGCGCUCUGUUUAGGUUAUGCCCUUCAAGAAGGACUUCUCUUACCGCCCGACGUCAAUACAUCGUUAUCUGAAACCUUCCUGGGACGCCUUUGUAGUUGCAUCGAGCUGGGCAAAAGGAUCUACGACUUAUUCAGGCAAAGCCUUCCAUGCUGUCGCCUGUCCAUUUAGGAAGCCGCCAAUAUCACAGUUUCGUGGAUAAGUAGCAAUGUCGGACAGCAUCUGCCAGUUAGAUUAGCCGACUUGCACGAACCAUCAACAGUGACUUAUCAGUUAAAGCGAGCCUUUUCGGGUGGAGGAUUCAGUGCUUGCCUGAUGGCUGACGAGAAGUCUUCUCUGUUUCAUGCAUGUGAUGACCUGGUUAUCGACAUUGACAUCCACAGUCACGGACCCAAAAAAGGAGCAGUAAUAACAGCAGGACAUGCCAGAGCCAUUCCUGAACUGUGCUUGACAGUUUGGCAGGGGGAGGGCUUUUCUCCAAACUCCUUUGGAAAUUUGGUUUACGUAGAAUUUGCAUAAACGGUUUCCUUUAAAAUUUGCAGCCCACCUACUGAGAUUUCUGCAGGAUCUUUCUUUUUCUCCCUGCAAUGUUACAGGGGCAUUCCAAUUUUACAAUGGAUUUCCAUAAGGGUAUUUAAUUUUGACCCUAGAUUCCCACAGAGUUUUGCUAGGAGCCUGGAUUUCCACAGAUUAUUCUCGAAUUUUCACAGGAUUCACACGACAGAUUGUGGUAGAGCAACUUUGGGCUCCUCGAUAGGUGGAUUAUGAUUUGUUUUAAUGGAAUGGUCCAAUUUUCCUUUAUCACGUUAUUGUCGAUUAAUAAUAUCCAGUUGUUAUCAGCGAACGGAGCUCAGUAUUCUGUUUAAUACAUUGACAAUGGUAAACCUACCCGUGCGUACUUGCCAAAGUGACAUCGCUAUGCGCCUGACUAUGAUAACAUACGGUACGCGUAUCUAAAGCGGUUUUCGUAUGAGUGAAAAGAUCCGCGACACGGCACGGCACUGUCGCGGCGCAGCACGAAACCUGGCCUGCUGUAUUGAUACGAAGCCUUGUAUCUAGUCAGCAGGCCACAGGUUCAGCGCCGCGACCGCGGACAACCAAUUAAAUCGCAUUGUCGCAUCUUAAAACUUCUAGUCGUGUUUCAUUUAUUGCCAAUACAUCUGGCAUUUGCCCUUCUAUGACAACACGAAGCUCAUUAUUAGGCAUAAAUGGAUAGUUUGCAUUGGGGCUACUUCAAAUAAUAGGGCUACUAGUAAACAAGAAAUUUAAAUUUACUCACAUUCUAUCAUCGAAAAUAACAAUAUCGAGCAGCCAUUGUUAGUUUUUGUUUUACUGAAAAACGCUGACAUUUUACCCACUCCUUACCUGUGGAAGCCAAUCAGAAUGCAGGAUUCGUGGUAGAAUGUGAGUGGACUUAAUACAAUUGUUUUAUCUUAAGGAACAAAAUAUAACCUGACGAAAAGAGUGCCUAUAGAAAACCAAAUGUUCGUUUUUUUGUAUUGCGCGAAAACGUUUCGCAAACAUUUCAUGGUAGUAUAGAAAAAUAGUAUAUAUAUUUAUUCCAAGGCCUUAUAUUAGCUUUAAAUUAUAGUCAUAUUUUAGUUAUCAUAGUUGAAACAAGGCGUAAAUCAGAGUAUU
Molecule: messenger RNA, 3255 nt
Organism: Nematostella vectensis (starlet sea anemone)
Lineage: Eukaryota; Metazoa; Cnidaria; Anthozoa; Actiniaria; Edwardsiidae
Exons: 4
Coding region: 1044-1523 (159 amino acids)
Source: RefSeq, a predicted model, not a curated record